AUGAAAGUUAGUAGCGGUGCCAAAGCAGCAGCAGAAGCUGUCGCCAUGGCCACUGCACUUGCCGUUAACGCGGCUGCGGCCGCAUCUACGGCUGUAGCUGUGGUCGCUGGAGCAACCGGGCAAAUGAUCGCUACAGGCCCAGAGCGAGCUGGCAUUGCAUUUGUGAGUUUAUCGAGUUUGUCAUCAUCUCCACCACCGAUAGCAGAUGCCGUUUGCAGAACUUAUGCCCCCUUUUUUUCCACCUGCUUGUCAAUUGGUCGCUGCUAA
Protopolystoma xenopodis is the source of this 267-nucleotide messenger RNA. The record is from the annotation of a GenBank genome assembly. Lineage: Eukaryota; Metazoa; Platyhelminthes; Monogenea; Polystomatidea; Polystomatidae.